CCGUUGUUUCAGGCGUUAAGCUAUGGCGCUGCCAGCGUCGAGGCCGAUAUUUGGCUCGUGAAUGGAACGCUGCUCGUCGGACAUACCCAGAACGAACUCACCCCGGAGCGUACCCUCGCCACGCUUUACCUUGACCCCCUGAAGGCGAUGUUGGACGCCGCAAACAAGGAUGUACCACCGGAGCACCCGAAGAGAGGGAUAUACCCUACCGCACCUACGCUCCCGCUCCAGCUCCUGAUAGACAUCAAGUCAGAUGGACCAACCACGUUCGCAGCCCUCCAUACGGCCCUCGAGCCUCUGCGCAGCGCUGGGUAUCUAUCCAGCUGGAACUCUUCCUUGUCCACAAUAGACAUCAGUCUCGUCACCGUGGUCGGCUCGGGCAACACGCCCAUUGCGUCCGUGCAGGCGCUCGGCACGUCCGGGGCUAACCAGGCGUCGGGAAGUAGUGAAGCGUCCGUGAGGGAUAUAUUCCUGGACGGACCGCUGGCCUCUGUCUCGAAGGACGAGGAUCUCGUAUCCACCCUGUCCCCUCUUGUUAGCACCGAUUUCGGCGCGACGAUUGGCAUCGCGUGGAUCAUACCCUCCCUUGGUAAGAAGAAGAUACGCACGCUCGUUCAAGCGGCACACGCCAAAGGACUACAGACCCGCUUCUGGAAUACGCCAGCUUGGCCUGGGUUCCUGAAGAAAUGCAUCUGGAAGAUGCUGCUCGAAGAGGGCAGCGACUGGCUCAAUGUGGACGACCUGGCGGGCGCUAGCAUCUUCUAG
Molecule: messenger RNA, 765 nt
Organism: Punctularia strigosozonata HHB-11173 SS5
Lineage: Eukaryota; Fungi; Basidiomycota; Agaricomycetes; Corticiales; Punctulariaceae
Exons: 5
Biological process (GO): lipid metabolic process
Molecular function (GO): phosphoric diester hydrolase activity
Source: RefSeq, a predicted model, not a curated record